UGCUAUUUUUCCUACAUGUAUAUUUCUUUGUCUAACAGCCAUUAUAUUCAAGAGAAUUACAUAUUGACAAAAACCGAAUGGAGCAGGGCCAAGUUGCCACUAAGACCCAUAGUAGAAUAUAUGAACAAUCUUAAGUUCGUUUAGAUGUCUGACAUGUCUAGGAGUAUGGACACUUUGCAGGUCUUGCUGAUAGGAGGAUCAACAGGUACCAUGCUAGAAGCUUUACAAGUUGUCGGUGAUGGUCAUGACAACUCAUUGAGUGAAAGGUUUGAGGGGAACAAUGGCUAUGUAGUUCCUUCAUAUGAAGGAGAAGAAUCAUCAUCUGGGAACAGAUUCAAGAUGAGACUUAAAGAAUUUCACAAAAGCACCACGUCAUUUACAGCACUAGAUAGGAACUACCUCACUCCGUUCUUUACAACUCAAAGUGGAGAGGACGAUGAGAAUGAUGAGCUUUUUCACGACCCCAGAAGAGGGAAUUUUUGAAGCCAUGACUGAACUCCCAACUAAUCAUUGAUUGAAUUGUCUUAUGUACCACCAAUUUGCCAUAAUAUGUGAACAUCUUCGUCUUUAGGAGCAUACCUCUAUACGAUCGCUGGCUCUAUGAUUCAGUAUGGAAACAGGAAGUCAAAAUAGGUUGAUCUAUUUCAAUCAGAACAACCUAGUUUCUGCACAUGGUGUGUGAAGUGCUCUGUACUGGCAAAUGAGAUUUAUCGAGUGGCUGUACAUGUUCAAUAUGUUAUGUCAUUCCUGAUUUUGCUUCACUUUGAGCCAAAUUAACUAUUCUCAUUCGUUUCGUCCUUUGCUUUUAACUUU
Molecule: messenger RNA, 813 nt
Organism: Olea europaea var. sylvestris
Lineage: Eukaryota; Viridiplantae; Streptophyta; Magnoliopsida; Lamiales; Oleaceae
Product: sodium/hydrogen exchanger 5-like
Exons: 4
Coding region: 145-483 (112 amino acids)
Source: RefSeq, a predicted model, not a curated record